AUGGAUGGGAGUUACUCUAGCUUUUUUACAAAGGGUUGGUACAACACCUGUAUUAAGGCUCAGAUUGACAAUGUGGCAUUAACAAUUAUUUUCAGCAACAUGGAAGAGCUUAGAAAAUCCAAUCAAGAACUGUUAAAAAAACUAAAAAUUGGACAAGCGAGGGCAUGGGACAUUUUGAAUGACUCCUCUAAUGUUCAAAAUCGACAAACAGCCAAUGGCACAUCUAAAGCCCAAGACUUUCAGCCUCCUUAUGCGUUCAGUACACCAACCAAGACCUACAUUGAAUUCCUAGAUAAAGCUGGUAAUAAACGUUAUGACCAAAUUGCAUCAACAAAUGGUAAUUGUUCCACCAAUCAGCUAAUCCCUUUGUCAGAUAUAAUGAAUGAUAGCUCAUCAAGUAAUUAUGGGAGACCACAUAAGACACCCUUGAAAGAUAAAACUAUAGUUGGAUCAGAUGAUAGCCCCAUCCAUAGCCCUCAUUGCACUGAAAAUCAUAGGGAGAGAUUGCAUCAGAAAUUGAAUGCAUCUUACUCAAAGCUUGCUGCUGAUUUACGUCAAAUUGCUCCAAGCUAUGGUGCUGAUCUAGCAUAUGACCUGUCUGUCAACAGUGGUAUUUCCAACAAACCAGACUCAUAUUACAAUGAACUUAAAAAAUUCAGAAUGGCAAACAGUGAUCUUUGCUCUGUGAAACUGCCCGACCAUCUCAACAUUACUCAGAAUACCCUGAUUGUCGAAGACAAGGAAAACUCUGAUAAAGUUGAGGAACUUAAUCAUCAGUGUAUUCAAACGUAUAGUGUCAGUCAGGGUUACCGGGCAGUUGACUCCCACAGUGGUGGCCAAUGUCCACUGUGUAUAGGAGAUGAUGAUACCAAACAUAAGGGCCUGAUCCGAGUCAAUAUACCACACAAUGAACUGGUGGACUAUAAAGUGUAUCCCAGGGAAAUAGACGAUUCUGUGUCGCUUUCUUCUCACUGCUCAACGGGGUGGGAGCAUGCCUCUACACAGUACAAAUCUUUCAGACAAUAAUCAUAAGUCAAAUGUGAUAAAAUGUUCAUUGCUAGUGUGGAACAUUUGUUAAUCAACAUUAAUUUUAGACAUAUCAUAUUUAAGGGACAUUUUUACUGUAAAAUAAACUAUUAAAUUAUUAGAUAAAUUGACACCUAUCCAAUUUCUUGUCUUAUUCAGAUGAUGCUACUUAUCAAAGCAGUUUAAUUAAUUUUGACGUUUACUUCUUUAUAUAUAACAAUUUGUAAUAUUAUGUAAUAUUUGUAAGUUCACAUUAUUUGAUAACGGUUAUACAGACCUCGA
Bolinopsis microptera is the source of this 1308-nucleotide messenger RNA. RefSeq lists its product as uncharacterized. The transcript is spliced from 2 exons. Gene Ontology annotation, biological process: negative regulation of cell migration; negative regulation of G2/M transition of mitotic cell cycle. The coding region runs from base 1 to 1026 and encodes 341 amino acids. The record is from RefSeq and is a predicted model, not a curated record. NCBI's taxonomy places the organism in Eukaryota, Metazoa, Ctenophora, Tentaculata, Lobata, Bolinopsidae.